AUGUUCCCCAAGGUCCUCUUCGCUCUCGCUGCCUCUGUUGCUGCUUCUGCUACUGCUAUCAAGCGCGACGAGUCUCACUCUGUCAACCUCGUCAACAACUGUGGCUCUGGUAACGCCGUCUUCCUCUACGAGAACACCGGCCAGCAGGGCUCUACCACCGUCUCCGGUCCCCUUAGGGGCGGUGUCGCCUGGGUCGACGGCUUCUCCGGUGCCGACUGCCAGAGCUCCGGUGUCAACUGUGGUAUCGUCGAGUUCACCUUGAUCGACAGCAGCCACAAGGACGAGAACGGCAACUCGUACCAAAACUCUGCCGACUACUCUCUUCUCAAGGGUUCUAACGGCAACCACCAGUUCACCUACAAUAUGGACUUUGCGCUUAGCUGCGACAACGGCAGCCCCGGUACUUGUACCGGUGACUCUGCUGACGCUUGCCCUGGUGCCUACUUGGGGGAGGCUACUACUGGCGGCGCUCCCACUCAAUGUGUUGCCGACAGCACCGGCAUUACCAUCACUUUCUGCUAA
Messenger RNA from Cryptococcus wingfieldii CBS 7118, 522 nucleotides. RefSeq lists its product as hypothetical. The transcript has 5 exons. Bases 1 to 522 code for a protein of 173 amino acids. NCBI's taxonomy places the organism in Eukaryota, Fungi, Basidiomycota, Tremellomycetes, Tremellales, Cryptococcaceae. The record is from RefSeq and is a predicted model, not a curated record.